Messenger RNA from Magallana angulata, 469 nucleotides. RefSeq lists its product as uncharacterized. Lineage: Eukaryota; Metazoa; Mollusca; Bivalvia; Ostreida; Ostreidae. The record is from RefSeq and is a predicted model, not a curated record. Bases 29 to 400 code for a protein of 123 amino acids. The transcript has 4 exons.
GUGUGUUGAUUUCGAACCAUCUAGAAAUAUGGUAACAUCUAAUUUCGACAAAAACUGCACCACUUGUCCUGAGAUAUACAAAUCAACUGACGUUUUCAAAAUUCCCGAAUGUUAUAUGGAUGAAAAACACGAAACAACACCGUCAAAACCAGCAGCUCGGCCUUACCCCAUCGCAACAACCACCAGCCCCACACAGCAAGGAAGCGAAAGUUGGCUUAGUUCCGUUGAUAUUCCCAUCAUCGUGAUAAUCACUCUCUUAUUCAUCAUACUAGUCGUUGUGAUAACUCUUCUAAUCAUUCAACUAUUAGGCUGUUGUAAAGCGUGUAAAGUUGCGAACAGGCGUGUAGAAAAUGCGGAUACUGAAUCCAUUGAAUUUACGGAACUACCAAGACACCGAUGAUCAAAAAACACCGUUUCCUAAAAAUACAACCCCUUUUUGACUUAUCUUUAUUAAGUUACUUUUGUUAAA